This is a messenger RNA of Neodiprion fabricii, 1552 nucleotides long. Its product is annotated as tryptophan-rich protein TspO-like. The record is from RefSeq and is a predicted model, not a curated record. Gene Ontology annotation, cellular component: membrane. Bases 572 to 1063 code for a protein of 163 amino acids. The transcript has 3 exons. Lineage: Eukaryota; Metazoa; Arthropoda; Insecta; Hymenoptera; Diprionidae.
UACGUGUCUAUUCCUGACGUAACCGGCAAGUGUCACAGAACGCCUUGGACCAUAGUACAUAUUUACGUUACGUAAACAAUACCACGUUACGUAAACAAUACCACGUUUCGUGCUUAUCAAAUACUUGAUUUUCAGGCAAGUACACUUGUGCAAAUGAAUUCUGAAAUAGUUGCCAACUUUUUCGAGAAGUUACUUUUUUCGAUUGUCUAAAAUUUCCCUUAGCCAUUGAUUUUAUUUUUUUAAACGUAAAAAGUUUUAAUUAAAAAAUUAAAUUUAAUGGUCAAUGUAUUAUUUUUUCAUUAGAAACCUGGGCCGAAUCUGCAUUGCUAAGGUAAUUACCUUGUCGAAAAAGUUAGUCGUCUCAUAUUCCAUUCCCCCUAAUAUACAAACAGUACGUUAUGCAAUGUUCCAGACGUUUUUGAACAAAUGCGCCCAAUACUGUCAAAAUUUUAUCAAUUUAUGAUGCUGAGAUAAUCUCGGUCAAGCAUCAGAUACGGGUGAUCGUGUUGUUAUAACUACGAGGUUCUGUCGAAAAAACGGCUAGUUACACGCUUGUUCUCACGAACUCAACAUGGGCGAGUCGAAGCCGCACAAAAUUUGGCUGCUCAUAGUUGCCAUUAUCUUGCCAAACGCUGGCGGAUGGGUCGGAGCUGCUCUAUGGCAAGACAAGGACUGGUUCGAGAACGAGGUUGUGCAACCGUCAUGGAGGCCACCAAACUGGCUUUUCCCAGUCGCUUGGACGAUAAUUUACACAUUGAUGGGCAUCGCUUCUUACUAUGUAUGGAAAGAAUCGCCGAGUAAGGAGAAGCUUUACCUUCCGCUCGGAGUUUACUGUCUACAACUGAUCUUCAACUGGUUCUGGACGCCGUUAUUUUUCAUCUGGCAUCUCAUCCUCGUGUCGCUGAUCGACAUCGUGAUCCUGUGGGUGCUGAUCGUUGUCAUGAUCUACCUGUUCUUCAGGGUUUCAAAGAAGUCAGCGUUAAUGCUGGCCCCGUACAUCAUUUGGGUAACGAUCGCGACUGCUCUGAACGCGAACUAUUAUCACCUUAACAAGGAUCUCUAAGCCUUAGCUGUGAUAAUUGUGCAAUUUAUUGUACCUGUUCAUAAUUAUAUACUCAUGUAACUGCGUCAGAGUAACACACGCGUGCGUAAAGAGUGAAUUUUUAACGACUGCAUGGUCCACCGUCUGCUAAAAUUUAAUGCGCAUGCGCUGCGGUCCGAGAGCAACCAUUUGCCAGGGUGACCAACUGUCUCCAGACUCAAAAAUUUUCACAGUUGUAAAUCGAACACAACUGACAUCGACGAUUGUGAAAAUUUUUCAAGUUAAACAUUGCGGCGAACUGUCGUAUAAAUUUGUAACGGUUGGUAGCCCUGGCAAACGGUUGCUCUCGGAUUAUAGCGCAUGCGGUAAUUAGAAAUUCACUCUGUAUAACGCUAUAUGACAAGAGUAUGUGAAAAAGGAAAGGGAGCAGACAAACGAUUAAGUGACAAUCAAAUUUUAUAUGAUACUUGUAGGUUUGGUGAUAAUAAAAUUAAUUACUGACAAAUCAAA